AUGUCUAUCCAGCCUGAUGAUAAUAAGGGCCCAGAAAUCUCCGCAGAUGAGAAAAACCUGAAUAUAGUAUCUGGGGCCGUUUCUACAGAUGACUCGGACAAGGAAUUCCAGCAAACCCGUCAAAUUGAUGGCAAAAGUACAUUCAAUUCCGGUGCGGGACAUCAUCUCUACCGACCAAUUGACAGCUACGAGGGAAUUCAUAGAUGGGAUCCGGAUUUUGAAUGGACUGAAAAUGAAGAGAAGCGAAUUGUUAGAAAGAUCGAUGCUCGUGUUUGCACCUUUGCCUGCGUGACUUUUUUUGCCCUACAGCUUGAUCGGGGAAAUAUUGGCCAGGCACUAGCAAGUACACUUUUGCAAGACCUGCAUAUGACUACGAAUGACUAUAAUUUGGGACAGACCGUUUUUUUGGUGUGCUUCCUGCUGGCGGAGAUGCCGUCUCAGUUGAUAUCCAAAAGAUUGGGUCCCGAUCGUUGGAUUCCUCUUCAGAUGGUGAUGUGGAGCCUGGUUGCGGCCUGCCAGGCCUUCAUAAAAGGAAAAUCCUCUUAUCUGGCCUGUAGGGCUUUAUUAGGACUAUUAGAAGGUGGUUUUAUCCCUGACACGAUUCUCUUUCUAUCUUUCUUCUAUAAAUCGAGCGAGCUGCCGAAGCGAUUGGCUUGCUUUUGGGUCUCAUAUACAGUUACGACUAUUAUUGGAGCAUUCCUUGCCUUUGGCUUUUUGCAUAUAAAGGACUCUAAUGGUGGCGGAUCUUGGAAAUACGUGUUUGCUUUCGAGGGACUCAUAACUGGUCUCAUCGGAAUCAUUGCCUACUUUUGGAUGCCUGCGUCGCCAGUCCAAACCAAAGGAGGGCUACGUGGAAAAGAUGGAUGGUUUAGCGAACACGAAGAAAAGAUCAUGGUGAACCGCGUGAUUCGCGAUGAUCCCAGCAAAGGAAGCAUGCACAACAGAGAAGGACUAAGUCUUCGGCUAUUUUGGGAGUCUCUCAAGGAUUUCCAUAUGUGGCCUAUCUAUUUGCUUGGCUUGAUAUGGAUGAUUCCUACCACGCCAGCGACAAAUUACCUCACAUUGCAACUACGUUCACAGGGAUUCACCACAUUCCAGACAAAUUUGUUGACGAUUCCAUCCGCUGUCAUUGGGAUCAUUACUUUGAUAUCUAUAACGUGGGUCGCAGAACGUACAAACCAGCGAUUACUAUGGGGAGCAGGAGUAGAGGUGUGGAACCUUGUCUUGCUGAUAGCCCUUGAACUCCUGCCCCAGAGAACUCUACCCUGGCCUCGUUGGGCUAUACUUACACUUCUUGUGGCGAGUCCGAGCAUUCAUCCUGUCGUGGUCGCCUUAACCUCCCGCAACGCAGGAUCUGUACGGACUCGCACCAUCGCGUCUGCACUAUACAACAUGACUGUACAGAUAAGCAAUAUUGCAGGUUCUAAUGUCUAUCAAGCAAAGGAUGCUCCGUACUAUAGGCAUGGGAAUAAAGUUCUGAUCGCACUAUCCGUCGUCAGUAUGGCUCUCUUCGUGGCAGCAAAGUUCUAUUACGACUGGUGGAAUAGGCACAAUGCUACCAAGUGGAACGCCAUGACCCAUGAGCAACGAGAGGCAUAUCUGAAUGAAAACAAAACCAUGACCAACAAGAGGCUUGACUUUAAAUUUGCCCGAUAA
Penicillium manginii is the source of this 1656-nucleotide messenger RNA. RefSeq lists its product as uncharacterized. Bases 1 to 1656 code for a protein of 551 amino acids. Lineage: Eukaryota; Fungi; Ascomycota; Eurotiomycetes; Eurotiales; Aspergillaceae. Gene Ontology annotation, cellular component: membrane. The transcript has 6 exons. The record is from RefSeq and is a predicted model, not a curated record. Gene Ontology annotation, biological process: transmembrane transport. Gene Ontology annotation, molecular function: sulfate transmembrane transporter activity.